Molecule: messenger RNA, 3776 nt
Organism: Oppia nitens
Lineage: Eukaryota; Metazoa; Arthropoda; Arachnida; Sarcoptiformes; Oppiidae
Gene: PAN2
Product: PAN2-PAN3 deadenylation complex catalytic subunit PAN2-like
Exons: 3
Coding region: 232-3669 (1145 amino acids)
Biological process (GO): mRNA processing; nuclear-transcribed mRNA poly(A) tail shortening
Cellular component (GO): P-body; PAN complex
Molecular function (GO): poly(A)-specific ribonuclease activity; nucleic acid binding; protein binding
Source: RefSeq, a predicted model, not a curated record
AAUAAUAUUAGAAAACAAAAUAAAAACAAUGAAACAGUUGUUAAAACAUAAAUUGUGUUAUUCAGGUGAUUGACCACUGAUUGACCACUGAUUGACCACUGAUUGACCACUGAUUGACCACUGAUUGUCCGCUUAGUAGAUGACUAUCGGUUUGUCCCGAAACCAAACACGUAAUUAGGUUGUAAAUUACCCGAUAGCAAACGGAAACAGCUUUUGGAAGCGCUUUAAGACAUGGAAUAUUCGCCGAUCAACUCGUGUGUGGCCGAUAUCGGCUCCAACAUUGGCGCCGAUCGGCAAACGGGUGUUUCGUGCGUAACGUUUGACACACACGAAGAGCUGCUAUGGAUGGGUAACGCUUCCGGCCAUUUGACUUCAUAUUAUUCAUACACACUCGACAAGUAUACCUCCUUUCAUGUCGACCACAACAACGACAUCCGCGAUGUACUGACACCAGUGUCGGGCGUACUGGCGCUGACCAAAGACUCGCUACGACUGUCCAAACGGCGUGGACUGACAAUCUUCACGCACAAGUCCGAGUUGUUGAUGCGCGACAUGCAAUGCAUGACUUUGUUGCCAUCGGGCUUAUUACUGAUGGCCGGCCACCAGGAAAAGCUUAUUGAACUGGACAUCGAGCGGGUAAAACAUGUACGGGUGACCGAUAUUGCAGAAAGCGGUUGCGUUAUUAUGAAACAGCACCCGCAGUUCGUGUGUUUGGCCGAUCCUAAUGGAAAGAUCACUCUUCGAGACACUGUUUCGCUUAAAAUCCAACAGGAAUUCCAGUCACACUCUAUGUUGUCCUCUAUCGAUGUUUGCGGCAAUUACUUGAUUACUUGUGGCUUCUCGGAACGUCAUGGCAACUAUAUAGCUGACCACUUCCUCAUGUUGUACGACUUGCGCCAAAUGAAGGCCGUGGCGCCCAUACCGAUGCCCAACUUUUCGCCGUAUUUAAUCAAAUUUUUGCCCAAAUUUGCGGCCAAAUGCUGUGUAGUGUCCCAAACGGGUCAGUUUAAUGUAUUUGACGUCGGCGACUACUCCCAGCGCUAUAUUCAUAGUAUACAACUACCACCUACCGGUGCCUCCAUAACCAGUCUUGAUGUGUCCAGUACUGGCCAGGCAUUGGCUUUCGGUGACGAUCAUAACUUUAUAUAUUUGUACGGCGCGUGCGGCGAAGUGGACUUCAAUAUGAAUAGUAAACAGACUGAAUUUGCCGAUCCUAUAGAACCGGUACGUCCCGUUCCUAUUACCGAUCUCUGUACACCCGUAUCGGAAAUAUCUCCAUUUCCUUAUUGGGCUGUAAAUGACAAACUUUUGUCAGAUUUGCCUCCCGAUAUGUGCCGAAAAACAUAUCGACCCGUUCCAGCCAUUGAUCCCGACAUCUUGCGCACCAUACGAAUGGUCGGUUCCAUUGGCUACGCACCAAAUCAGGGCAAAUCGCGACUACAAAUGCGGACAGCCGUUACCGCAGACUCGGCUAACGGGUCGAAACGAAAUAGUCCCGAAGACAACGAAAUGCCGCAUCGAUACUACUUUCUGGAGCCCAACUACGACAAGAUUGACAAAGACGAGUAUGACUUUAGCCGCUAUAAUCACUCGCCGUUUGUCGGCCUCGAUUCCACAUUACCGAACUCGUACUCCAAUAACAUGAUUCAGGCGCUGUACUUCAUACGGCCUCUCUGUGCCGGUAUUAUGGGUCACGUAUGCAAAAAGGAGUACUGUUUGGUCUGCGAAUUGGGUUUUCUAUUUCAUAUGUUAGACAUAUCGCCCAAACACACCCCCUGUAUGGCCAAUAACCUAUUGCGUGCCUUCCGGACAAUGCCUGAAGCUUCGGCACUGAAUCUUAUAUUUCCCGACGACGAAACCAUACGCAAGACUAUUAACUACGUAAAACUCUCCCAACAGUGGCUGCGGUUCAUAUUGAGUCAGUUGGACUCUGAGGAAACCAAAAGUUCAAACGACGUGUUCGAGAUAUCGGGUGAUGACCAGCAAUCGAAUGGCAACAAAAGUGAUACAAAAACCUUAUCGUCAGGUAGUGACCAACAAAGUACAACAACACAAUCAUUAUCGUCAUCUUCAUCAUCGUUUAUCAACGACUUGUUUGCGUUAUCAUUAUUACGUAUUUAUCAAUGCAAAUGUGAUCACCAAUGGGAACAGCCGCACAAGUCGUUUCCCAUAACCUUAAGCUAUCCGACCGACAAUCUCAAGUGUACUGAAUUUGUUGAUCUACUCAAACACAGUGUACUAACCGAACAGACCAUACAAACCUAUUGCGAAAAGUGCGCCAAAUAUCAGCACGUCGUCGAACGGCGCGAAGCCAAGUCUAUUCCACACAUAUUGGCCAUCAAUACUGGUCUGGACAACGAACAGGCUGUCCGAUUCUGGAAGAAUCAAGUGGACAGUAUGUCAACGAAUAAUGAUAGCACCAGAUAUGUGCCCACUAGUGUCCAGGAAAUGCCAACACCAAAGAAGGCGUGUCGUUACGGAAACAAUUGUAACAGAAGUGACUGCAAAUUUUCGCACGAAAAGAACAAAGAGUCGACUAAAGAUAUUGUCUCUUGGAUUCCAUUGUCAUUCGGUAUAACUGUUGAUGAAAAUGACAAAAUAGAUUUCACGACGAGUUCGAAGACUAGUGAAACCGAUUGUUUUAUAGAGUAUGAACUCAUGUCUGUCACAUCUGUAGUCAAGAAAAACGAGGCGCACAUCAGUAACAUUGUUAGCGCCAUCCGAGUGGACAAAGAAUACUUUGAACACCGAUCAGCUACUGAUGAAUAUCACAACAAUUGGUUUCUAUUUAAUCAUUAUUCGAUUAAUCCCAUAACUGUCGAAGAAGUUGUCUCCAAUGAUCUCCACUGGAAAGUGCCUUCAGUUUUGAUUUAUGUACGAAAAGAUUUGAAUCAAUUGCAUAGCAAUUUGUUGGCGAUGAACAAUGCCGUAACUGAAGAUGUUUUCGGCGAAGAUCUGAAUCUGGCGUCAAAAGCUCGACGCGGAUCCAUUUCGUUCACCCCGUUGACCAUCGAUGAGAUGCCAAAGAAGGGUGAUUUUGUUGCCAUGGAUGCCGAGUUUGUGACACUCAAUCAGGAGGAGACCGAAUUGCGAGCCGACGGGACUCGCAGUACAAUAAAACCAUCGCAGAAAUCAGUUGCUCGUAUAUCGUGUGUACGCGGAAGUGGACCACUGGAAGGACAGCCAUUUAUUGAUGACUAUAUCACCACUCAAGACCAAGUGGCCGAUUAUUUGACAAAAUUUUCCGGUAUACAACCGGGCGAUCUGGAGGUUGGCAUCUCAUCCAAACAUUUGACAACAUUGAAGUCAACUUAUAUGAAACUUAGAUUCCUGGUCGAUACGGGUGUCAUAUUUGUCGGUCACGGUUUGCGUAACGAUUUUCGUGUCAUAAAUCUGGUCGUACCGCCCGAACAGGUCAUCGAUACGGUAUUCCUGUUUCAGUCGCCCAACUUUAAGCGUAUGGUAUCGUUGCGGUUCCUGGCCUGGCAUUUCCUCGACAUAACCAUCCAAUCGGAAACGCAUGAUUCGAUUGAAGACGCAAAGACAGCUCUGUUGCUCUACAAGAAGUAUUUAGAGCUGAAGGCACUCAAUUGUACAGAUGAGGCCAUUGAAAAUCUGUAUGAUGUCGGCCGUAAUUCCGGGUGGCGGGUGCCCGGCAAUGAUGAUUAGGGCAUAAUGUGAUGAUUGACUGACUGACUACUGUUUAAAAUUGCAUUAUUUAUGCAACUGAUGUUGCAUUUUGUGUGCGCAUAAAAUUUCUUUAUGGAAAUUACUUU